Molecule: messenger RNA, 2193 nt
Organism: Gasterosteus aculeatus aculeatus (three-spined stickleback)
Lineage: Eukaryota; Metazoa; Chordata; Actinopteri; Perciformes; Gasterosteidae
Molecular function (GO): protein binding
Source: RefSeq, a predicted model, not a curated record
AUCCGCAGCGAUACACGGACAUUUACCUUCAUCCGUCCCUCACAACCGGGACCGUUGAAGGGCGACGCCAAGUCGUCGGACACACACUCCAGGAAUAAGACCCCUAAACCCCCCCCAGACGCGAAAGAUGGCCGGGCCGCGUCUCAGUUUGGACCUGUUUGUUUCGUGCUGUUUCUUUCUAACAGUUGGAUCCCAUCAAGAAUCCGUCUCACCACCACGCAAUGUUUCCCUGGUUUGGAAGCACGAGUUCUGGACACAACUGUCCUGGGCCCCACCACAGCAUUCAAUGGACAACUGUAGUUAUAAAGUGACGAUGAAUGGCGGCAAAUUUAGUGAGAGAAAUAUCAAAAAUCAAUUCUACGUAACACAAUAUGUCAUGGAGGGAGGCUUUCUGCAAAUGGGUGUUGAAACCACCUGCGGCGACAUCCACAGUGAACCAGUUGUAUUAAACAUCACUUACCCAGAGCUGGUGAGGAAUGUGAACUGUUACAUCACCGCCGCCACAAAAAGUCACUGCUUCUGGUCCCCGGCCAGCCAAGCUACAGAUCUCCGGUUCUUCUGGUCAGUUGAUUCCGGUAGUGGCAUACCUCCGUCCGGCAUACAGGAGUGCCCAUCGUACAAUUACACUGACCCCGUCAGGCCUGGUUGUGACCUGGAGGCGGACAUUGACCAAACCAUCUACAUCUUUUUUAAUGCAACGCUGAUGAACACCGUGGCCAGGAACACAUUCUCAAGAAAAACUUUUGAUGAUGUGCGACCUCCUUCCAUUAAGUGGAGCGUCAAUAAAACUGGGGAUAAGUUUUCUAUUGCUUGGAUCAAACCUGACAUUCCACUUGGUUGGAAUUUUGUUGUGAUGUACACCGAGUGUAGUGAAACGAAGUACAAAACGUUUGGGGAAGUAAAUUCAGGCGAGCUGGACCUGGUCCCUCACUGUCCCUACUGUCUGGCCAUUAAAGCACACAUCCCGAAUAGAGUGACACCAUGGACCAAGGAGGAGUGUUUCGAUGCAGACACAGAUCCUAAAGCAUGGAAGUGGGCUGCCAUUAUCAUCCCACUGAUCCUCGUGGGCCUGAUGGCCCUGAUGUUUGGGUGUUACAGGAAGAAUAAGGAAUAUAUUUUGCCCAGAGUACCACAACCCCGGGACCUCCUCAGCGGUAUUUCUGACAACAACAACAAGAGCACUGUUCCCAACCUGUACGUCCCGACAGAGGAAGACGAAGAGAACUGCAACAUCAGCCUGGUGGCAGAUCCCCUCAUCAACACACCGGACUUCUGACUCGGGAACCACUGGAAUCCACAAAAUGUCCCAUAAUCCCGCUUCUCCAAUACCCAAUUCUCAAGAACAAAUGUGGAGACUGGACUGUUCAACUGAUGAAGCCGCGAGACUGAAGGGUUGUAGGCUCGACCUACACGUCCUCAGAACAACCGCCCUGAUUUGUUGCUGAAAUCUGCCGGGACAAACGGCGGUGAGAACACAUGGCCCUCUUUUAACGGAGGCCUUGGUUUGAACUGGACACGGAGCCGCCUUUUAGGAACUCCCCAAUAGAGUUUACUGUGCCGGGUAUAGACACUUUUUUAAAAAGUGUAUAAGAGUAGAGGCAUUCUUUAGCUUUUAGUUCUCGUUUCUUAACGCUUUUUUUUUUUUGCGCCUAUUACCAAAGGACAGUAUUUGCUUGAUUCAGCCUGCUAUUUAAAGGCCUAGCUGGAUGUGAAGCUGUAGCUCUUCCAAUGGUUGUAUUGAGCUCAGAGACUGUUGCCAUGUAAAUAACGGUCGCAAAAAAUGAUAGAAAAAAGGUUCACUAUAUUUUGCUGAUGUGCUCCGCUUGGCUCGCUGGGUGCUACUUAUGAUGACAUGAGAAAUGAUCUCAUCUUUACGUUUUAGGCCAGCUGUAAUAAAAAAAAAAAAACAUCAGGUGUUGCUCAUUUGAAAAAGCAUUUUGACGAUUUAAGAAAAAUGCUCAUUCUUGCCCACAACUCGCUUCAAUCUGUCCCAUGAUAAACACCAACUUUAAAGCUCAAACUUCUGAAACUUCAUAAUACACCAGUUUCAGCUCAUUUGUAUACUCUGUUAAAUUAUAUUAUUGUUUGUAAUACUUUCUGUCAUAUGUGUUCCAUUUUCACAUUUCUAAAUGCCUCAGUUAUCUAAUCAAGAAAUAAUGAUGAGAGUGGAAUAAAAGAUUACAAGCAACAUUA